This is a messenger RNA of Balearica regulorum gibbericeps (East African grey crowned-crane), 333 nucleotides long. NCBI's taxonomy places the organism in Eukaryota, Metazoa, Chordata, Aves, Gruiformes, Gruidae. The record is from RefSeq and is a predicted model, not a curated record.
AUGGAGCAGAAGAUCAGCUCUUUCUUUAAUUCUAUCUUGGAGCUCAUCCGUACCAAGCAUGAGGAAGGCAUCUUCAACACCGUCUGCUUGGCUGUGCUGAUGGGCUUGCCCUUCGUUGUCCUCAUUGUGUUCAUUUUCAUCUGCUGCCACUGCUGCUUCUGCAGCCGGAGAGGAAAAUGCAGGAAGAAAGGGAGUACCAGCAGCAAUGGCCAGCUGCACGCUGAGAGGAACAAGAAGAAAAAGAAGAAGAAGAAGAAGAAUGAAGAGGACCUGUGGAUCUCAGCUCAGCCCAAGCUGCUCUUGCUGGACAAGAGGCCGUCCUUGCCCAUCUAG